CUUUCAUUCUUUCAUUUUUUUCUUUGUUUUCAGACAAACGAUGCCAGCAGCAGACACGCAUGGAUUGACUGCGAUUGAGCUGGCAGACAAGCUCUUCCGGCUUGACGGGUUCAAGCACGGCGAUGUUGCCGAGCACAUUAACAAGCCAACUCGCUUUUCCAAGGAUGUGGCAAAAGAGUACCUCCGCCACUUUGCGUUCGCAGGCCAGCCCCUUGAUAUCAGCAUGCGUCAAUUCUUCAAGGCAUUCAGCUUGAAAGGCGAGACCCAGGAGCGCGAGCGAAUUCUGACUGCAUUUGCAGAGCGCUACCAUGAAGAAAACCCCGCCAAUUUCAGCUCGGCAGCGUCGGUCGAUGCACUUGUCUGCGCCCUCGUGCUGUUGAACACAGACUUGCAUAACGCACAUGUGGAGAAGAAGAUGACACUUCCCGCCUUCCUCAAGUACACUGUGGGCAUGAAUGGCGGGAGCGAGUUUCCCCAAGAUGUUCUGAAGGCACUAUACAAAAGCAUCAAGGCGGAUGAAAUUGAAAUGCCCGAUCACGAGCGCGAGGAGGCCAAGCUCCUGAUCCAGCAGCAGUUGCAGCAAGCACAACAGCUUUCUCAAUCAGACAAGAAGGCGCGGUUUUGGAGUCGUCGAACGGGAGAUGCGAACUUGAACGCAAGUCUGCCGAACGAUCUUGAUAGCACCGGCAAAGAUUCGGGCAUGCUGCGAUCAUCGUCCAUGCCGAACGAUGAACUUGCACUGGUGAAGGAAUCCAUUGUGGAACGAAAGGUCGAGACGGAGUCGUACGGCAAGAAAGCCUCGGAUCGAUCCUGGAAGACUUAUCAUAUUGCGCUGCGAGGUCACACGUUGUUCUUUUACAAGUCUGGCGCCAAUUUCUCCCGGAACUUGGCCUUGCCCGCCGAGGAUUCCUUCUCAUUGGUGCACUCGUACGCUGCACCAGCGACCGAAUACACAAAGCGCGAGCACGUUAUGCAACUGACCACACACAUUUACGGCACUCAGCUUAUUCAGUGCAAAGACAGUGCUGACAUGCUCGACUGGGUUGGCAUCAUCAACCGAACUGCCGCACUCCUCUCCACGGCUCCCCUAGCUGCUCCUGUCGGGUCUCAGCUUAUCUACCAUCGCCCUCUCCAGCCCACCAAGCCUAGCACUGCGUCCAUUCCCGAGCAAUACGAGUUCUUGCGAUCACACAUUGAGUCACAGGUCAAGGAACUGGCAGAACACAAUGCAGAGAAGGAUGAGAUUUGGGCAUUGGAGGACAACAAGCAACGCCAUCGCCAGAAUUGGACAAAGAAGCUCGAAUUCCUGACCUAUGAGCUUGAGCGCUACCGUCUGUAUGCCAAAGUCCUCCAAAGCCAGCUUGGAGUGUCGCCGAGCGCGUCCAAGCGAUCUUCGCUCAUCAGCCCCGUCACCAAGCGAGCCGCAGACGCAUCGCCAUUGCGCGAACGUGCCAUGCAGAACGCGGCGGCGGCGGCGGCUGCACGAGCAUCGCCGAAUGGCUCCCCACACACGUCGCCCCUGCUACCGCGCGCACUCACGAUCGUCGGCGCCGCUGCUCCGAAGGCAGCCACCAACGGACAACCUGCCACUGACGACGACGAUGAUGCUGAUGUCGUUGCUCGCCCAGAGAAGGGCAAAGGCAGGGCCAAGGUGCAAGACUUUGACGAGCCAGCUGCCCCACGUCAUCCCGGCGAUUUCCAGGCCAGUGCGUUGCGAUUUUCGGGCCGCAGCGACAGCUAUCGUGAAGCUCUCAACGAGCUAUCUGUUUAAGCGCGCGAUGAUACGGUAUCGUACUCUCCGUCGUUCGUGGAGAGAGAUGAAUUUCAGAAAGUUUUGGUUUAUGGUUUGUUUUCGUCCUUUUUUUUUUUUUUUUUUUUUAUUGAUUUUUUUUUCUCUUCGUCCG
Capsaspora owczarzaki ATCC 30864 is the source of this 1904-nucleotide messenger RNA. RefSeq lists its product as hypothetical. Bases 41 to 1771 code for a protein of 576 amino acids. Gene Ontology annotation, biological process: regulation of ARF protein signal transduction. The transcript is spliced from 9 exons. NCBI's taxonomy places the organism in Eukaryota, Filasterea, Ministeriida, Capsasporidae. The record is from RefSeq and is a predicted model, not a curated record. Gene Ontology annotation, molecular function: guanyl-nucleotide exchange factor activity; protein binding; phospholipid binding.